Molecule: messenger RNA, 1371 nt
Organism: Sitophilus oryzae (rice weevil)
Lineage: Eukaryota; Metazoa; Arthropoda; Insecta; Coleoptera; Curculionidae
Product: alpha-1,3/1,6-mannosyltransferase ALG2-like
Exons: 2
Coding region: 55-1344 (429 amino acids)
Molecular function (GO): alpha-1,3-mannosyltransferase activity; GDP-Man:Man(1)GlcNAc(2)-PP-Dol alpha-1,3-mannosyltransferase activity
Source: RefSeq, a predicted model, not a curated record
UCUACGUCAAAGAUGACAUCUGACGUCUCAAUAUAAAUAUUCCCGUAACAAAAUAUGGACGCGCCUUCGCCUGAUAUGGUGGAGCUGCAGCGCAGGCCCACUCCACACCACCGAGACCACGUGCUCAUUCUGCACGAGAAACUGGCCAAACGAAAAAGCGAUCGGUACAUUUUGAACUUAGCCUUAGCUUACCACCGUCUAGGAUACAAAGUCACCAUGUUCACCACUCAAUAUAACAAAGGAGAGUCAAUAGAAGACCUGGAAUAUUCAAAUAAAGUCGAUGUUAAAUAUUCCGCAUGGUGGAUACCAAGAAGCUUUCUGGGUUUGUUUCGAGGAUUCAUGUCGAUCUUAAAAUCAGCAUGGAUGGCUUUUAGGAUAGUUUUUAACCCACCUAAAGUUAAACCGUCCUUAAUCCUUCUGGAUAUCAACCUCGUAGCUUUGUUCUUGCUUCAUUUCUUUAGCCACUACAAACUCUUCUAUGUCCAGUUAAUGGAGUCGAUAAGAGAAAAUCCAGAAUUAUGCGAACACACCAAGUACUUUCCCACGUUAUUUGAAGCAAAAUGGAUUAAGUUGGCUGAUAUAAUUCUAGUCGAAACAGAUGGAUUUGCUGAGAUAUUUAAGCAAUCGUUUCCAGCACUGAACCAAGACCCCAUAGUGCUGUACCCUUCGAUUGAUAUAGGUUUGUGGAAAGAGCCAGCCAUAAAGAUUCAAAGAAUCAUUCCAGACCUUCUUGAUAACACUACCAUUUUCCUAACUGUCGGGAAAUUUAGGCGUUCUACUAAUUUCAAAUUGGCUUUGGACGCGUUUGAGUUACUUUUACAGCUGAUCGAUGACAGAGAUAUGACUAGAAGGUUCCAGCUAGUCAUUGCAGGAAAUUGUAAGACCUUAGACGAAAAACUGUACUAUAACCAGCUGGUAUCCAUGACCAAAGAACGUAUGUGCGCAUCACAGGUCACCAUCCUAAAGCAACUACCUGUCGUACACGAGAAAACACUCAUCAUGGAAUCGGCCGUGAUGAUUCAUCCGUCAAAAUCAGACGUGUACGCGGACUUUAUCUUGAAGGCGAUGAGUUUGGGAAAGCCUACCGUGGCUGUGAAUAAAAGUAUAGCUUCGAAGUUGCUUCAAAACAGAAUAACUGGUAUUUUAACUGAAGGAGAUCCGAAUACUUUGGCUCAGGUGUUAAGAAAGUUAAUGCAAAGCUCACACUUGCAGACUUUUAUGGGUGAGAUUGCUCGAGAUACGUUCCAGAAGAAUUAUUCUUUUAAUAGUUUUUGUGAACGACUACGUACGUUAUCGGUGAAAAGCUCGACAGAUAUUGUGCAAGAGUUUAACAAAAAGACGUAAAGUUUUUUAUAAAUAAAUAAAAAUGUU